UUUAUAGAACCAGAGGACGAGCAUGGGGGUAUUGAUGCUUCUAAUCAACAAUCUCAACAUGAAGGUAAGUGAAAGAGGGCGUCAAGGGAGACACAAACUCAAGACGCAAAUAAACAGACUCCUAAAACAUUGGUGUAAUUAAGUUAUUGAGUCAACAUGCAUUCAUUUCGUUUAUUCAAAGUUUAUUCCUUCCCCAAAGACUGUUCAUCACACGAGGAACGAGGGCUACAUUGAGAGGGUGGUGAAAUUCAAACUUACUGCUUUUUUCGGUGGUUAUUUAAAUUGAAAAAUGUCCAUACUUGUGAAUCAUUCUUGUGUGUAUCUGAUUGUUUUACAGAGAUAGAGAAGGAUCUGGAUGAUGUUCUGCGUAAGGGUGAUUUCGAUGCGAUUGAUCAAACAGUGACUCCAAAAACCCUGGCAAGGUGUAAAACUAAUACCUUAAUCAAAUCUUUCCAGGUUGGUCUUUUAACUUUAUCUUUACCUAUUUUACCGGCAUAAUUUACUUAGGGCUGUUUAGCCAGAUCAAGUUACAAAAUUGAUCCUAAUCACAUAGAUUUUGUUUCACUUCUCCAUAUGAUUAGUUCGUCAUGCGCAUACCGCUCUCUCUACUAAUUAGCGUCAAAACUACAACCAAUUGUUACUUGUUCACUGUCUGAGAGUGUACUUGGAACCUUGAAGUAUCACUGACUUGCAGUUAUAUCUUGUUUUCUUUCUUAUUGGUCAUCGAGGUUUCAGUGUGCUAAUUUUCAAAGGACAAUUGAAAAACCUUCCUGCCAUCUUCAACAGCUGGAGGCUAAUAAGAAAUCAGAAACAACAUCAUCGAUUAAGAAAGAUGUUUUUUCGUCUUGUCAUGAGCGUGGGACAAAGAAAAAAAUUCUGAGUCCCCAUGAGGAAUCGAACCUCAGACCUUCGGAUUUGCGCCUCGAUGCUCUACCACUGAGCCACAAGGACUCUUCGGUGAGCGGUGUCUAUUACGAAGUUCUAAUGACACGCGUCCUGCAUACUGCUAGGAUCAGCAAUGUCGAUAGCGUAAUGUUUUUGACAGAAAAAUAGAGAUGGUAAGUUUUAAGCUCAGUGAAGAAUUAAGAAAGAUGUUUUUUCGUCUUGUCACGAGCGUGGGACAAAGAAAAAAUUCUGAGUCACCAUGUAGAAUCGAACCUUAUUUUUUAACGAUUCGUAAUUCUUCACCGAGCUUAAAACUUACCAUCUCUACUUUUCUGUCAACAUCAUUGAUUUUUACGAGCCGUUUCAUAAAAACGAUAACUUCAUUUCUUUUUAAACUUAGGUCAACAAAGCACUGCGAGAUUUAGCAGAUGGUGCAAACCCGGAGAAAGACGAUAUAGGAAAGCUUGAAAAAUCUAUGUGCGAGUUCACAUCAGCCAUGAUAGAUCCCCUUAAAGCCGACGCCGAUACCAGAAAUACAUUUCAAAGUUGUUUUGAUGAUCUGGUGGACAAGGCAAUUGACACGGAGCAGAAGAAGGUACUACACGGGUGAUAAAAAGGUUUCCAAUCAACACUUUAUGAUAUCCUUUACCCCUAAAGUCGAUUCUAGUGGGAAUGCUCUCGCCCAUCUGAACACACGGGUACCCUUACCCUUACGUGCUAUAUUGGGGACAUUGUUGUCUCUUUUCUUUCCUUACCAAUAACCACCAGUGAGGACGCUUUGUGUGCCACAUAAAGCCUCCUCACCGGUGGUUCUAUGGGUGUAAUAUCGGAUAUUACAAAGGGGAAAAUAUAUUUUCAAGAUUUAUGCACACAAUGUCACAGUAAACUUAGUGCUAAUUCAAUCAAUCAUGAGAAUUUGACGAAUUUUUUAAUUCGUUAAAGCGGUCGGAAAUAUUCCCAUACAAACUCUCAUAGUUCCGCCAUGACUGUUAUUGAUCAUGAUUAUUGAUAAUCUCACAGCUGGAGCUUGGGCCGCCUGUGAUUCAAUGUACAGGACGUCAUUUUUAUGUCUUUCUACUGUAUGUACAAAGAAACAAUUAAUCAAUUUCCAGUGAAAGAAAUUUAUACUCUAGUGAAUCUAUUGAAUAAUGUGACGUUAAACUGAAUGAUUUAAUGACACACAUCAGGCUGAACAUGCCCACCGCCGGGCGCCAUAGCUGAUCCGGCCAGAAAUUAGUUUUCAACUUGAAUUGUAUUACUUAUUCCUAAGAAAUCUUUCAGACCCUUGAUUUAGCAGCUCUAUUCUGUUGUAGAUCACAGUCGUGACGUCAAAAUGUGGAAAGAGCAAAAAGGUGGCACAUGACGCGCGGCCGGGUGUGUCACUGAUAUGUCGUUAGAAUUGUUUUGAAUUAAAUGAAGCCAAACGUUGUUAAUCGUGACGUCCCCUAUGAGGCUCUCCUCUGAUAAGUAAUAAGCAAAAACCAGUCCAAAUUCAGCUCAUUGCGUAAAAUAAUGUAUCGACGAAUUUUUUCGCAGUUCAUCUCUCACCCAGUGGUGUAUAACUUGCUCAACUCCAGAUGGUACCAAUCCUUUUUUCACGUAAGAAAAGAAUCAUGGCGGAAACCUCAACGCUGGGGAUACUUUUUUCUCAACCUCUGGACAGUGUUUGACAUCGUCUUUUUUCCCUUUCUCUUUGCCAUUUUCUUCGUCGUGCAUUUGAUAAAACAGGCCUUGAGGAGGAAAAGAGGUUUGUAAUAUCGUUUUGCUAGCAUUACAUGGUAAUGCGUUUUCAGCAAGCUCUAAAGUAUUCAAAAGGUUUGGGCCUGAGGGGGAGAGGGGUGAGGAGUGGAGGGUGAUGGCUUUUCUGUAUUUUAUUCCUAACUCCAUAAAACUGAGUUACCAUGCAAACUGAGUCCUCUCAACUGAAACAAUACAGGAGGCCUGGCUAAAACUAUGCGCGAGGUGCGGGUCACGUAUUUCUUCCCUGGCACGUGAAACGCGCUUCGUGCUUGCCCUGUGCUUGCAAAAAACUGCGCCAGUUCUGCAGGAUACAUCGUUCAAGGAGCGUUCACAGGCCCCGUAUUUGUUCCCCGUAUAGUUUUGAGAUUAGAUACAAGCAGCUACUGGGGAGUUGUUGAGGUGCUUUGUAUCAGUUGUUGCAUGUUUCCUUUAUUGAUCAGUGGUUUAAUCACUUAGCCUCUAAUGCCUCUUCGAUCAUUUUUCAGAAACUGAAAUAUGUUUUGUUUUAACGCUGGGCAAAGAUACCUCAAAAGAAGAAUUUAAUCUGAUUAAAAAGACGAUAAACUACAUUAUUGGUGAAUAUCGCUGCCACUCUGCCAAAUACUGUGUUGUUUUACAUGAAGACCACAAAAUUAUCGGUAACAUCAACUUUGAAGAGAGGUGCACUACUGAGGAUGCACUUCGAGCGAGGAUUAACCAGUUACAGCUGCCAAACUCUACCAGUUCACUCGGUGAAGAUCUUAUGGCCACCCGAGGUGCAUUCACAAACCAAACACUUGGAAAGGAGGCCAAAAAGGUGAGGAAUACAUGCGCGCAACCGUUUUCCCGGCGGAGCGCUGUCAAGUUUUGUCCCUUAACUUGUUCCUAUGGGCUCAUUUUGCAGUCACGGGCUGGUUAUCAGGCCUUGGUAAGUUAUACUUACCGAUUCAUAUUCAGUAUUGAUUGAUUUUGAAGAUCGCAUGCUACAGUUGAUUUAUGUUUAAAACAUAAACACAAAUCACGUUUUAGUUAGUGUCACGACUCAUGGGCCGGCCCCUAGCAUUUGCCUUCUUGCUGGAGGACUCAGGCUUUCCCCUCGUACUUCAAGCUUUUAAACUCACUGUCACGAAUAAUCAAGCGUUUAUGCUCUUUCUAUAUUAGAUAUCAGAAUGAGAAAAACAUGUCCCACUAUUUUGCCUUGGUAUCAGUAAAAAGCAAUAACCAUUUCACGAUUGCUAUCGGCCCGUAAUCUUCCCGUCUUUCAGAAGAACUAUUGCGUCAAACUCCUCGGGAAUUUUGUUGAAGACCUCCGGUACUUCCGUCUUAAAUACAGUUGUCUUUUAAGUCCCAAAACUUCCAAGCUUUUAGCCAGUCGUUUGUGCUUUUUUGGGUAUUUUUGUUCUUCAAUUCUCCUGUAAACUUUGAACUAAAACGUGGUUACUUUCCACUAACUUGUCUGCCAUUUUGUUUUGCUUUGCUUUCGCGACUCUCUUGACUCUCAAUCAAUUUAAUUUCAGCUUUCUGCAAUCCAUUCUACUUUUUGCAUUCAGUUUCAACUCUCUACACAGUUUGGGAUUAACUGACGCCUUCUCAACCAAUGAGCAUGCUGAAAUUUUUGCAUGCAUAUUAGAGGUAACUGACGGCUAAAAUGUCACUUUUUCGGAAUACCGUCUAAAUGCCUCGAGUAACACAUUGAAACAGAUACAAGGUGCUUCGUAUGCCUCUUUGCACCUUUUUUCGCCGGGAAAACCGUCCUAAAUGCAGCUUCGUGAGUCAUCCGCCGUAAACGCUUCGAUUUUGAUCAUGUGACCUUAUACGUCACACGUGUGUACAUUAACCGAAAAAAAAAUGGCGGAUAGUACUUCGAGUGAAAGCAGUCCUAUUUCGGGGUCUUAUUAUUCGGAUUUUGAGGCCUCGAUGGAAAGUGAACAUGAUGAAAGGGUUUAUGAAUCCGUUGGUGAAAUCAGGCCCAGCCAAUAUGAACCGCCAGGACGAAUGUAACCUAAAAUAGAAGGCGGGGGUCAGAAGAGGAUCAAGAGCCCGUGCGCCGCGGCCGCCUCAAUCGAGAAAGCAAGAAUGGUGAGUGCAUUUGCGAUUGUAAAAAAGAUCUGAAAAUCAGUUGCUUUUCAAUUAUAGGAGCGAUCAAUUAAAGAAACCAAGUGUGUAGACUCUUGAAUACCGUGAGAGUGAAAUGUUUUUAUGCUACACGCACGCACCUUCCGAAGCUAAGGUUUCACUGACUAAAAAUACAAACAUACACGCUUGUGGAGGUGAAUUGGAUGGAUUAUACACGUUCACACGCGAUUGAAUCGGUUUCAAGUUUUCCUGUGUUGAAUUUGGCGAACGAUUGAAGAUUUCUCGGCUUUUACUUUAAAACACGAUGCAGCAUUCGCACAUGAAGAAUUGUAAAUAAAGUAAAGUAGCCUUAAGUUUGAGUUAUCUCUCACGUUUUUAACAGUUACAGAGCUGAUAACUGUUCCUUUUGGUGAAACCAAUCAUGCAAGUUGUGCUCUCUAUUUCUUCUGUUCAACAUCGUGAAAAAAAUUGCUAAUUUACUGAUUUUUUUAAUUACAAGGUGUUAGUGUGGAAACUGCCAAUCAAUGUGGAGGAAGGAACAAAACAUCAUUUGCCGAGAAACAGAUGUGGUCAAAAAUAAAAAUUUGCAGGAUGUUACAGUGGAACAGUUGCAGGCAGAAGCCAGAUGUAUUGUCCAGCAUCCAGGGUUUGAGGAAACUGGUGGAGGCUGACUACGUCUGCAUUUGCUUUGUUACAAAACAUCACUACACAGAGCUUCCCUGGUUUUCGUUUUCUUUGUUUUACAUCCUGUUGUUUUCCGUCCAUAUUGUAAAUGUCAACGCGGCUAAGAGUAGUACAGUUUUUUAUAACUUUUCCGUGAACAUAUAUGUAUAUAUAUGUAUAUAUAUAUAUAACAGUUUUUAAAGUUCAGGUCGUAAUUUGAGAAACAUUACCUACUUGUUAUUUCCAUAGCACGAGUUUGUCGCCGACUCUGUUCCUUUUUUUACCAAAGCCUGCGUUUUGAACGGUAGGAGCUAGGCAUUCCCAUGACAUGUGCUUUAAUGGUUUCCUCUCUCAGGCUGUCAGCUUGUUUUACUGUUCACUCAGCUGACAGUGGUACAUUUUUUCAAUUUUUUACUCGAUAAUGGUUAAGAGGAAAAAAUUAUGGGAACAUAUAUUUUUUUACAGCUGUUUGGAAUGGCGUGCAAACUACCUGUGGCUCUGAAUACAGGCACGCUAUCUGUCGCCUUUCAAUUAUUCAACCUUCGUUGUUUUAUUUCUCACUUCGUAUUUCAUAGUCUCUAAUUGGUGGCCUAUAAGAGAAUGGAACAAAUCUUAUUUUUUUCCGCUAGUAAAUUUCGGCAGCAGCUGAGCAGCCGGGACGAAGUUGUUACUUUCAGGUCUUGACAUGACGCUUUUCACUACCUUACACACGUGUGACGGAUCACAUCCUGACCUGGCCGUCGAUUAAGCGUCAAAAAAAAUUUGUAGAAAAUUUGAUUUUGCACCACAUAUCGUAAAUUUGCUCAUGUAGGAUUCUUUAAAGAAUGUAUUGGGACAAAAAAGGAGAACAUUUGGCGUCAGUUACCCUUUAAUGAUUUAGUUAUUUAUCGUAUCUGGCAUUACAUGUACAUAACAGCUACAGUUAUCAGUUGUGUGAACAGAUUCAAUAAACGGUGAGAUAAACAAAACGAUAAAUAACUUAUGCAAUAGAUCCAUGGUCAGUAGUUGAGAUACUUACAAGCACAUCAGCAAUAUUCUCUGCGAAUCCAAUUAUUGUUUUUCAAAGUGUUUUUUUGUAAAAAAAUUCAAGCAGCUCCUUUAAUUUAUAAGAAGGCUGGUGUAGUUUCAAGAUUGAUAAGUUUGGGCUCAUAUUUGAUAAAACUUGUAAAUUUUUUUUUGAGAAUCAAGGGAAUAAAUAUCACCUUUUUUUCAUUUUAUGUUUACAAUAGGUGGUCGUGCUCUUUCUUAAUGACUCGUUAAGCAUGGUUAAGGCUAACACUGGGAGUCCACAGCUCAUAGAGGAGAUAAAGGAGAUGAAUAUUAACAUCUUUCCCGUCGGUAUCGGGGAGCACGCCAAAUUAUCAGAGUUAAUUAAGAUGGCAACUAAAGAUGGUACAGCACGUCACUUUGGAGAAUUCGAGUCACACGAGACGUUGGGAACAGCUGUCAUACAAGGUAACCUGGAGAGGUUUAAAAUUACGAUAUCAAAAAGCCCUCCUUAGAAUGAUUAUUCUCCUAAUUGGUUUGGGAAAAAAUAAGAAAGUAUUGCAUGCACUUGUUACAAUUCGAAUUGAGGAAGGUUUUUAACGGUAUUAUAUUUUAAAAAGCUUUAACUUUUCUCCCCACUGCUCGGAAGUGUAACUGGCUUUAUAAUCGAUAUGUUUUACUUUCUUACAGGUAUCGAGGGAAAGACCAUCUAUGGUGAGGACGGGCUAUUUUUGGUAGCUAGAUUUCCAGAUCGUUAAACUUUUUUUUUCCAAAUAAUUUUCGUCAGAUCGUGAGUGCUUCUAGAGUUUUCUUUUGAUGGUCUCCAUUCUAAGCUCGCGUCUCAUUCAUUGUCCUACCGAGUAUAACUAUGAUUACUAUGAUGUCUUCCAGAGAAAUACAAGGAUUACUUUACGACUCCUUAUUUCAUCUUUUUCCGUGACACGCUGAGUUAUCUCAUCCUCCUCGUUCUUCACUUCGCCAUUUGCCUGUCCCCUUCAACUAUUGCCUUCAGUCGACUAGAAUGGGCCAUUUUAGUUUUCUUCCUGGGACGCGUUUUGAUGGAGGUGGAUCAGUUUAUUAGUCCUAAAAAGGCUGACAUGAAAGCAUGUAAGCUGUGUAGGAGGAAUAGAGAUGGCUCCAGCUACCAAGUAUGUUCACAAGAGGGUCAACAAGAGACAAAUGAGGCAGAAGAAGACAAUAUCUUGCGAAAGAAACUUAGUAAUUAUUUCAGGUAUUUCAGCGUUUUCUUUUCUGUUUCUUGUGACAAUACUAGAUUCUCAUUCAUGUUGGGGGCAUGUCAGCUAGGAAGGAUGGGGAAAAAGAGUUUACAGCUUGAAGACGAUAACAAAAUGAGCCACUGUUCUCAGCUUAGGUACACUGGUAAUUUUUUUAGAGCUGUAUCAUUAGUCAUGGGGUGACAUGGUUCACUGCCCGGGUUCAUUGACAGCAACCGAUUUUUAUUGUUUUAGUACACCAUUAAUUAGCUCGUACUCAUUGCAACAAUAAAUAGUGUACUUGUAAGAACUGAUUAUUUUGCCUCAUAAUUAUGAAAGGUUUAGCAGUUCACGGAUUCCCUUAAAUAGAUAAUGGUCUUCUAGUACUGAUAUCUACUACUUUUAUAGUGACCGUUGGAAUGUGCUUGACUUCAUCAUUCUUGUUUUCUACCUGAUUACCUUCAUACUGCGCAUAAUUACAUGGGUGAACUCCACGGACGCGUCAGAAAACUCACUCUUGGCUGUCUCAGAGUAUUUCUAUGGAUUUAUCGCCAUGUUUCUCACACUGAGAGCCUUUGGUCAAGUCAUAGAGCGCAAGCGGGGAAUGGGUGCGAUACAAAUCGCUUUGUUCUUUGUUAUCGGGGAUGUAAUGGCGAUAUUUUGGCAGUUUUUGGCCAUGAUUCUAGCAUUUUCUCUGGCUAUGACCAAGAUAUAUGUUGCUGAGAAGACCUAUACCUCAGGAAAAGAUUCCGCGGAGGAUUUGUGAGUACAUAUUGCGAUCUUUCUAAAUUAUCGAAACCGUGAGUGACAGAUUUUAACUUGUUGGGCCCAUUCAUUUGUUAGUCUUUUUAGUAGUGGGGUGGAAGAGCUUUCCUUUUACGUUAUGGAGGGGAACCUUAUGAAUGUUUAGGUACCCAAUGUAAGAAACAGUGGGCUAAAAAGCUAAUCAAGUGAGAUUUACUUUUUUUUUUGGAUGGGAGGCCUAACAGGAGAGUAAAACUACUCAGAUCAGAAUGUCAAACGUAGCAUGAAGGCCGAUUUUUACAGUCUUUAUGAAUACUCAAGCAGGAAAUUUCAACAAGAGGCCUCAAUAAAUAAGUCACUUCGUCGCGCCACUAAUACACAAAAGGUUUGAAAUCAAAUUAUGAUAGCCUGGUGCCCAUUAAUCAUCGCAGGGUCAGUCGUAGUCAUAAAUUGUGGAGUCAGUGACUUGCUAUACACUGACUUUUUGUGCUUCUGGAGGUAUAAGUUCAGGAAUGUUAGUUAAAAAUUUCUCUGGAACAACACAACCGUGUAAAAUAAAUUUGGAAGGGGGGGGAGGGUGGUGGUUAUGGGACAAUUUCUGUUGGUUAAACCGUAAACCAUAGCAACGGUUUCUUUAACCAUUCAUUUUCUCCUAUCAUUUUUAGGGCAUGCAGUGAUUCCGGGCUAAUUUGGUAAGAAUAAAAUUACAGCUUUUUUCUACUCUAAUUUUAACUUUGUACUCUGAUGUCUAAAAUAUACCUGGUUACACGAAAUUUUUGCUAACCUUGAAUUUCGCGCUUUCAAUAUGCCGCGAUUAUUUAAAAUGUUUCAAGCGUGAAAUUCUAUACCUGAGGGGUCGGAAAGGUUAAUUAAGGUCUCCCGGGAGGAAAAAAAGUGGAAAAAAAAAUCAUACUGAUGUGUUAAAAUAAGUACUGAUGUUCAACACCGUGCUUUACCAGCUUCAUCAUGAAAAUUUGCAGGAAAGACACUCUUUCCUUUCAUGGCAGCAGAUUUACUAGAACAAGAAGCAGAGCUUCGAGUGAAGAAACCUUCUUUGCCUCGCAUUCCCCUCGCGGCUUCGUGUCCGAUUAAUUAACGCUACUUCGCCACUUAAACCUGCAAAAAGGCCAGCCCAGCUAUUAGUUUAACUUCUUAGUUUAACUUCUUAAGAGGUACCUUACGGUUUCUCCUUCUGGAAAAAUCCAGACUUCAUCGUUGCUAUUUCUUUUUACCAGUGGUAUCCCUCAAGUUUAAGGUUAUCUUGUAAUAUUUCUUCAGCGUUGCUAUUUCUUUUUAUUAAUGGUAUCCCUCAGGUUUAAGGUUAUCGGUGAUAUUUUGGAUACCAACACGUAAAUGUGUUGAUAUUUGACUUGAUGGAGCUGACUAGGAAUCUUGAAAGCAAAUUUUGAAAUCGAUGAUCCAUGUAAGAGCAGUGACACGAUGGCCUCCAGGACACACACGUUUAAAAACAUUUAUGGCGGUCUUGACGAUUUCAAUUUCAAGAACUGAAUGGUGUUUCGAUCUAACUCGUUGCUUAUGUUCUUCAGUUGGUGGAACAUGGCGACACACCUUGGUUGGUCUUUACUGGGUUUAGCUGACCUGGAUAGGUUGAACUCCGUCGACAAUUCAUCCGUUUCUCUUAUUCAUGUGCUGUACAGCUUCUUCUUAAUCAUGGCAGUUAUUCUUCUCGUGAACAUGAUGAUUGCGUUGCUCUCCAACACCUAUCAGCAGGUUCAGGUACUAAACAGUCUCUCUGCCUUCGCUGAUGUAUAUUAAUUCUGUUCAUAACCCAGAGUUAAGAAAAUAUGAGAAGUUCUCGACUGUAAACUCGGUAGGACUUUUUUGGCGUAAGAUAUCAAAUACAUUUUUCGCAAAGUUCAAAAGAUUCUAUGAUCAUUUAUAAUUGUACUUUUGGCCGACUGAUGCUUUAGACGAAAAUGAUGGCGAAUAUUGUCCCUUUGGUAUGAUAUGUCAAAAUAUUCUUCCGCUAUAGGAGUGUCGCCUGUUAUCUUUAUUAACUGGUACUUCCUUAGAAGCUGUUAAGUCCCUCUCAUUCUUCUAUUAUCAGGAUAACUCACUGCAGGAGUGGUCUUUCAAGAGAGCCAUUACUGUAAGAACCUACAGCACCUAUCAUCCGAUACCAGUGCCCUUGAACCUUUUGUCUGUCCCCCUGAUGGUACUCUGGAACCUAUGUUGGCGCGACACCCCUGCUUCGCUCGAGGGCGGACGGGUAAGCUGAUAACACCUUGCCAAUUUUGUGAGUUUUCACAAGCUGCUGUUGUUUAAAGUUAUCGUUCACGUCUGCUCAGUGAUUUUACUUCACUUUCGAUGUGGCCUUCUUUGAUUCGACAGAGAGUAGCUCUGAAUAAAGUGGUGAAGAAACUAGAAAGGAUGUACUUCGAGAAAUAUGGUUAUGAAUUUCCCCUAACAGGUGGGUGAUAUGUUAGAUUAGUAGAUAGCCCCAGAAAUCUAUGAUAUGGUCUCACAAAAGUAUAUGGCGCAAAGUUAGUUAUUAGUUAUUAUCAAAGCAAUAGUUCUAGAGAAGUUUAAACCAUGACGGACAAGAAAUAAAAAAUCACAAAUUAAGAAUUCCAGUAAUGAUAAUCUAUUUAUAACGAGGCGUAUCGUAAUGAUUUUGCUGACUAGAUUCGGAAGAAGCCAAUUUAAUAUUUGGUUCCUCGCUUUGUUUUAGAGGGGAAAAAGAUAGAUCACUUGGUACAUGAAAACGAGGGAGGUCGAAAAUUGGCCAAUCAGAUUGUUCGACAAGUAUUCCAACCGCGUGGAAACAAGGAGAAGAAACUUGCGUCUGGCCACAGAGUGAGUGUUUUUGAGGCACACAUUCACAUGUUAAUUAAACAGGAAGUUUCCAUACCAUAUACUAUGGAUUCUGCUCCAUCAGCAUACACUUUUUUAACCAUUUUAAUUUGCAUUUUAACCUUUUCCCUCGAACACAAAUUUAAAUGUACGAUUGAGAAAACCUUUCAAGAAACGUUGUGGUGUAGUUUCCAUGUUCCUUUGAAAAAAAAACCGAACUUGUUUUGUAGUGACAUAGAAAAGCUGAUCUCAAAUGCUGCUCCGGGAAGUACAAAAAAGUCAACAAAAUUUGCUCUCAACGCGUGAUACGAAAAUUAAUGGGAGGGUUAUAGCUUGAAUAAAGCCCCUUUUGGCUUGCUGGUAUGUCGGCUGACAAUGUCCACGGUCGAGAGAUUGUCUUUAAGUUUUCAAAUUUCUCCUUGAAGCUUUGGUUCUUGGCCAAAUGUUCAUUCUUGGACAAUGUCUCAGCCGCAGACAUUUUCAGGUGACAUACCAGCCGCCUGAAGGGGUCCCUCGUGUUACUGAAGUUUUGUUCGAUUGUCAUUUAAAGGCGUGGUAUGAUUCGCCGGGAAUUGCUGUCGAUGGCUGUCUCCUAACUUACGUGGGACCUAAUUCCUGCAACAUAUGCAAAAGUGGAAAUCGUAAGAACAUUCACAGUGCUAAGUUCAAGUCUCCCUUUACACCAGAGACACCAAGAUUUGAGGUGUGCUUUUGAUUUAUAGAAAAUUAUUUGCGAGCAAAAAAUUUAAUUCAUAUACUUCCUGCUUCAUGAUAGAUUCUCUGAAGAUGCAACAUAAUUACAUCGCCUUUUUACCCUCUUCCCUUAAUAACCUCCCUCUUGUAGGCGCUGGUAUUCUUUUCUAUUUUGUAGCUCUACAGAUACUAAUUUUUCUAAGAAUGAACUUAACGGUGCCUCCAUAAUAGAAAGACCAGACCGGUUCCUGAAAAAGAUCUUUAUGUUCCUCUUGUGGUAUCCUAUUUUCACCUUUGCUUUCAUGGUAACGUGUCAACAUGGAUCUCGUUUGGGCACCUAACCCUGUAACACCUAAGAGCGACUAUGAUGCCAAUGUCUCCACACUUUAUUAUCCCUGAGUCGAACAUUAGGGUCACUUGGAUAAAGUAAAUGAUCACCAACCGAGAAAGCUCUUCAUUGUUUAAAUAAUUCUUCCUUGUCGGCACAAUUGUAUAGGGAACAGCAUGGAAAAUAUUCAUAAUUAUGUUAGGGUAUGAAAGAUUAAGUCAAGUUAUACGAACUUUGAUGGCCACCUUUGAAUAGUGCGAUGGUGCUAUCAUUCAGCCGAAAUUCCUUUUUGGAUUAAUCGUUUACAUUUAUAUUACUAUUAUUAUUAUUAUUAUUUAUAUUAGUGCUAUUGCUUUGUAAUCAUCAUCAUUAUUGCAGUUGUUAUCAUAGCUGCUUUUGUUAAUUGUUUCGGAUGUUGAUUGUUUAUAUUGUGGCUAAAACCGUCUUUAUCAUCGUUUUUAUUUUUUUUUGGUCAAAGUAACUAGUAUUCCCUCGGUCUCAUGAGCAAAAAAACUCAUUUGCAUACUGAAACAAAAAUUAAAAGCAUGGAACUUACGGCGACCGUAACAACAGAGUCUAAAAAACGAAAGUCCGUCAUUGUUUUGCAGGUACUUAUUCAGGAGACUGGGGAGAGGCGUAUUGUGGCACUGGGUGCUGUGCAUGAGUUGUACGACUGUCACAAAAUGCCUGGCUGGUAUAGUGGAACAGUCGGUUACCAUAUAGACGAUGGCAAAAUAUUUGAAACUGGCUUCCAUGAGCUGGGAAGAGAAGUCGAAGGUAUGGGUUACUCUGACGAUAGGUGUACGAUAUCUGCCACAAGGAUCUGUUGGCGCUUGGAAACAUAAUCAAAGUCUUACCGUCCUUCUGAGGGCGACCUUGCGACAGUAGGUUUCUGUUUUCCAAAAGAAAAAGAUUCAGAAAUUUUCGUUUGUGAACGUUAUAGGGAUCACUUUAAAAUCGUUAUAGACUCCUCGAGAUGAUUAUUCUGACGUGCAUGAGAUAAAUGGGAAAUGUAUUGUAGCUGUGUGAUCAAUAGAAUGUUGAACGUAGUUACUGUAAAAUCCAUGUGCCUAGAGUGUGAAACUGAAAAAACCCUGAAUCCUUCGAUCGUGAAGGGUUCCAACCCUCGCCUUCUGCUUGCCGAUCAAAUGGUCUACAGAGAACUCAUUUAAGGCCAAAGAAAAACAAGAUUCAUAUCAACAAAUGCUUGACGCUACUAGGAUCAUUUAUAUCGUCAACACUCCUUGUAUAAAUACAGUGAGGGAGAUUAAACUUUGUCUUCGAAUGAACGAAGAGGUAAGUAAUUGAUCAAGACCGAACAACAAGGAAAAAAAGUCCAAUUUCACAUCCUGGUAUUACACGGUUGGUUGCCUCAUGUUUAGCUUUUUUUGUUAUCUUUUUGCUAUUUACUUAAUGUUUUCUGUUGAUAACUUAGGAGCCAUGGCUUACCGCGGUGAUCUCAUCGCUUGUGAAAUUGAUUUUAGUGGAGUCCCCGAGGGGAAAGUCUCUGUGUUGUUCUCCUUGAACGGUAGAGAAGUAGCGCGUUCUUCAGUGGAGUAUACUGAGGGAAAUAAACUAUUUCCCUUCGUUUCAUUGGGAUUUGAAGGCAUUACAGUGCUCACCAAGGUAUGUUCGAAAGAGGGAGGGGGAGGGGGGGGUAAUGGGCUAGAAAUUGAAUCUAUAAAUGGUUUGGUUUCAUCAGUAAUCUGCCAACAUAUCAUACCUCGGCACACUCCUCCAGCUACAAUUAAUCGAGAGGUUGUUCCUGUGACCAAAUUGAAAGCAUGUGGAGAGGGAGCUCUCUCUACGGCAGCUGUCAGGCUCUAGAAUCAAAGGAAGAACUUUGUCGUAUCCAGUGUUAAAAAUACCACAAAACAUUUUGCUCAAGUCUGUGUGAUUUUAAUAUUUGCGAACAUUUACAACUUUCUACCAAAAUUCAGUGCCCUGAUUGCUCUUAAUUAAGGUACGAACAAGGAAAUAGCGUGUCGAUCUAAUUUUUAAAAUUCUAUAUCAGGCAUAUCUGUAUUCCAUAAUUGUGGACAUUAGAGUUUAUACUUCACACCUGUGAUCAUGGCUGCCCUAAAUUUUCGUACUUUUCUUUUUCAAAGUUGAGACGUUUGAUUUCCACACGUUUUAGAUGUGCCAUCGUGACAGAGACCGUUUUAGUAGAGUAACAAACGAAGACAUUCAGAAGGAAAUUGGAGAUCUGCGACGUGAUUUUCAGAAUCAACUUACCGAGCAAAGGAGGAUGUUGUCAGAAAUGAGAAAUUUAGUACUGCGUUUGAAGGAAGUAAAGGAUAAAGAUGAACAAGAAGAAGAUACUAAGAAACUGGCGGGUGACUUAAGUUAA
Messenger RNA from Pocillopora meandrina, 14473 nucleotides. The record is from the annotation of a GenBank genome assembly. Lineage: Eukaryota; Metazoa; Cnidaria; Anthozoa; Scleractinia; Pocilloporidae.